Daphnia magna is the source of this 6318-nucleotide messenger RNA. RefSeq lists its product as uncharacterized. Gene Ontology annotation, cellular component: membrane. Bases 880 to 4938 code for a protein of 1352 amino acids. The transcript is spliced from 16 exons. The record is from RefSeq and is a predicted model, not a curated record. NCBI's taxonomy places the organism in Eukaryota, Metazoa, Arthropoda, Branchiopoda, Diplostraca, Daphniidae.
UGGCACUGGUCUUUUCGAGCUUGUUUAGACCCUUUUCGUCCUCCUCUCUUCGUCCGCCUUUCAGUUUGAUCAUCUCCCGCGCGCACCGAGAACACGGUGGACCCAGUCGCCGACGACUACUCACACCGGUCGGUUGCUGUUCAUUUUGAUGUGAGCCGUGUUUUGUUGGUUUUUCGGGAAAUUGUGAGUGUGUGCUUCGUGUUGUUCUAUUCGUUUCGCUAACCGAUCACCAGCGGCUCAUUACUGCAUACACUAUACUCAUGUGCUCCGGUUGAUUUCGAUAACUGUUUUAUAUUAUUGCCGACCACAUCAUCCAUCAAACACGGCCGAAACAACCUGCCCUACCUUUUUGGAAAGAAUUAAAACAAAACGCAAUUUUUUCAAAUCGAAACACACCUGACAUUUGAAAUUUGUCUUUGAGAACUCCGCCAAGUGAUUAUUAGACACGCAAAAAUAAAAUAAAAUAAAUUGUUGCACGCAAUUUGUGCGUAAAGAGGUGGUGAGCGUUGCGGAUUUCUUAAUUAUCGUAUUCUCCGUGUUCAGCGAGAUUUCACCGAUAAUUAAAUGCCUCAUCACGUUACUGUGCAAAGCAAAGGAGACCAUGACGACCGGAACUAGUUGACAAACAAGAGGCGCAUUUCUCUCCUCCUCCCCCUCCCCCCUUUUUUUUUUAUUUAUUUAUUUUUUUUUAUUUUCAUAUUUUCAUUAUAAAGGAUGUUUUCAUUCAUCGCAUCCUAUUAGUCUAUGAUAAAUUGCUUUGAUUCAAUAUUAUUUGAAUUAUCCCAAGAGGUGAAGUAAAAAAAAGAGAAUAGAAAAAAUUCAAAUUCGCCUUCAAAACAAAACAAAGUCAUCACCAGUCAAAAAAAAAAAAAAAUCAUCAUGUGUUCUUCAGCCAGUAGCGUCAACAAGCCGUCGCCACCUUCGCCGCCUUCCUCUUCCUCCUCUUCCGUUUCAUCGAUGGCGUCUUCCGUGCGGAGGUUGCGUUGCCUCGAGCCGGCCACUCACCUCGUCAACGGAGGCAUGGAAACCUUGUUUUUCAGAUUGGGCUACGUGGUUGGACGGCAUCCGUGGUUCACCAUCGGUCUCUGUCUGCUGCUCAUCGUGACGUUGGGUGGGGGUCUAUUCUUCUGGGUCGAGGAACACGACAGCGUUGCCUUAUGGUCCACUUACGACUCGGUGGCUCGACGCAAUUCCGAAUGGGUCAAUCGACAUUUUAGCGACGACGUCCGCUAUGAAUCCGUCAUCGUCGCAGCCGAGCGCAACAUCCUCAGACCCGACGUCCUUGUCCUGUUGGCCGAAAUGGAUUUGGCAGUCAGAAAUCUCAGCACAGCCGACGGUCAUCAAUGGACGAAUUUAUGCUUCAGGUUCGGAACGACGUUGAAGAAACACGAACACAACAACAGCCCAAACAGGAGACGACGUCGACGACACAUUUCAAAGAACGACACUUACACGUCGUUAGCAACGAGCGUUAAUCAUCAUCCUCAUUAUGCAGCCAGUGACAUCGCUAAUGGCCACAGUAGCACGGAAAUUGCCGAACAAGAAGAUGAAUGGGAUGUUGGCGAUCUGUCCAAAUUGGAUUUCAGUCAAGUGUUUGCCGAUGACGAGGCCGAUUACGAUUCGUCUUUAUCGGCAAGUGGUGGACUAGGUGGAGGAGGAUUUCUAGGAAGAAGAGCACAACAUUUGGUUAACUUACUAGCACAGCCUGACGAUUGCUUAGUGCGCAAUAUCCUCCAGAUUUGGGACUCGGAUUUGGAACGAAUCAAGUCACUGGAUCAACGCCAAAUCCUAGCUGACAUCAAUGCCGCUCUACUUCGAGGGAAUGACCAAGGUGAUCCAGUCAAUUCGCUGGAAUUUCUACUGUCGGAUGUCCGACGUGACGUCAAUGGCAGCGUUUACCACGUCGGUGCCACUAUGAUGACCUGGUUGCUGGACAACAACCCACAGAAUGCCAGCGUUUACACGUUGUGGGAAAAGGAUUUCAUUCACCAGACGCUGCACAGCAAUUUGACUAAACCCGAUGACGUCCGAUUGUAUUCACUGGCAUCGAGCAGUUACGUGGAGGGCAUAGCCGAAGCUGUUACCAGCAACUUUACAGUUUUGAUGAUGGGUUUCUCGCUCAUUAUCUUUUACUUCAGCUUCGCUAUGGGUCGUUUCAAUUGGAUCGAACAAAGGGUGGUCCUGUCCAUCGUAGGUGUUUCAGUCGUCGCCCAGGCCAUUUUGGCUUCUUACGGCCUUUGUUUCUACCUGGGUGUCCAAUAUGGACCCAUUCAUCCCAUUAUACCGUUCUUGUUACUCGGCAUUGGAGUUGAUGACAUGUUUGUCAUCAUCCAGGCCCUGGAUAAUUUAUCGAAUGAGGAAAAACAAUUGCCUAUUCCCGAACGGAUGGCUCGAGCUAUGAAACACGCUGGAGUUUCUAUUACAGUGACAUCCGUGACGGACAUUGCGGCCUUCGCCAUUGGAGCCACCACCAGUAUGCCGGCACUCCGAUCGUUUUGCAUUAACGCCAUGUCGGGCAUCUUGAUGCUGUUCGUCUUGGAAGUGACGUUCUUCGUCGCCCUGACAGUGCUGGAUGAACGACGCAAAGCUCGUCACAGCAUCGGCUGCUGCUUCCGCCCUAAAGCGGAUGACUGGAAACCAGCGCCAUGCUCGCAGCGUGAUUUGCUCAAAUUGUUUUUCGAACGCUUCUACGGUCCUUUCCUGCUACGUACACCCGUCAAGGUCUUCGUGCUUAUCGUAACAGCAGCCCUCGUCUCCGUUAACAUCUGGGGCAUCUUUCAGCUGGAACAAAACUUUGACCCCAAUUGGUACCUCAACGAACACUCUUACCCGUCGGAAUACUUCAACGCCAUGAGGCUCUACUUUCCCGAAAGCGGCGAACGGGCCUCCGUCUACACCGGGAAGAUCGACUACAUAGGUCAACGAGACCAGCUAAACCGGAUGACUGAGCUGCUGAGAACCAACCCGUUCAUCCACCCGAACUCGGUCAACUUUUGGUACGACGACUUUCAAAACUGGCUCAACCGAACCAGACAAGUCGAUUUUCCCGACGAUGAGCCGCUUUUCAAGGAGCUCGUGCAAGAAUAUCUCUUCAGCCCCGAGGGCUGCCACCACCUGCAAGACAUCAAAGUGGAAGGCAGCAUUCUCGAUCUCGAAGGCAACUUCAACAUCACCGGUUCAAGAGCUCGUUUUCACCACUUGUCGCUGAAAAAUGCGUCGGCCAAGAACAAGGCGUUAGAGUCCAUCACGUCGCUGUCGAAUGCCAUCAUCUUCGGUGACGCGGCUGACUUGUCUAGUCCCAUCAUUUUCACGCACAGUUACAUCGAAUGGGAAGCUAAUCGAGUGAUCAGUAGCGAAUUGAUCCGCAACCUGUGCCUGACGAUGGCGGCCGUUGUGAGCGUGACGUUGAUUCUCAUCUCGGACUUGGUGACCGUCUUUUGGGUCUUCACGUGCAUCGCUUUCACGCUGAUUGACCUGCUCGGUCUCAUGUACUUUUGGGGCCUGACGGUGGAGAUCUCCUCGUCCAUCAUCGUCAUUCAGGCCACUGGAUUGGCGAUCGACUACUCGGCCCACAUCGGGCACACUUUCACCACCAUCCGCGGAUCCAAAUCUAGCCGUGCCAAAGCGACGUUGACCCGAAUGGGACCAGCCGUCUGGAAUGGAGGAUUCUCCACUUUCCUGGCCUUCGUCCUGCUCGUCAACACGGAAUCGCACAUAUUCACGACUUUCUUCAAGCUCUUCUUCGGCGUUGUCGUCUUUGGUCUAUUUCACGGACUGGCCUACCUUCCCGUCGUGUUGAGCUGUUUGGGACCGGACGAGUCGGGCGGUUCGGGUAGCGGUGCGGCUAGCGGAUCUAGUGACUCUAUAUCAACAGAGUUCUCAUCAUCGCCGUCUUCCAACUCGUCCGAUUCAUCCGCUUCGACGCCCAUCCAGAAAAAGCAAUCAUCCAUUUCGGCUCUGGCUCUCGAAAAUCCCAUAUUCAUAUCUGACAUUCAGAUUGUUUGUUACCCGAAUUUGCAUCCGCUGGACAUCAUGAACGGUCAGAAGAACAACAACGCGUGGAAGAAUAGCCGCGCAGUUGGGGGAUUAGUUGAGCCGCCACAACAAUUGCAACAACAGCCGCCCAAUAAAGUACCAUACAUUCCGCAGCCGGAUUACACUCCGCUACCUACCCGCCGGAUGGACUCGGUCGGACAAAUUGGGCAGAGGACUCCACUUGGUUUACUUACAGCUGUCCAACAGUCCAAAAGCAAGACCAAAGAUGUCGGUCGAAGCAACAGCAGCGUCGUCAUUUUAGCGUCGAGUAACAUCGGCCCACCUGCGGAUGCUUGUCGCAACACAAUCCCACGCGUUGCGGAAGAGAGGCGAGUGAAAACCGCUCCGAUCACUGCAAUUGCGAACAGUGGACCAAGUGUGUCGAUUGCGGCCGUCGAAGAAACCGCCGAAUCGCAAUCUUCGGCGUCUCUACCCGUCGAGCGGGUGUGGAAUCAUCCGCAGUGGCAUUCGAGCCAAUUCCUGGCCAACGAUUGGAGUGCGGCACUGAUGAAGCGAUUGUCGGUCGAGGCGCAAAGCCAUCGCGAGGAGAAAAUCCUUCGAGAGGCCAACAAAGAAUUGGAGCGCUUCGAGUCCGAGAUCGAGUCGUAUUUGGAGGAUGUGGAAGAAGAGGAAGAAGCGGAAGAAACAUUACCAAGUGCAUCGGUGACCAUUGACGAGGGCCAAGACAAUUGUAUUAAUACGCCCGUCAGUUGGUCAGCAUCGCGUCCUGCAAGCCCGGCAUUGGCGCUUAGUUCCUCGCCCCAACGAGUUUAUCAAAAGCAGGAGCAACACGUUAGCGCUAAUGCCGUAGCUGCUUCCUCUUCCUUUUCUUCGUCAGUUUCCAGUUUGGAACGAAAGCAGCAGAACGAGCUCGAACGAAGAAAGCCGACGCUCACGACGUGAUCGCCAUCAGAUUCAAGCCUGAAUGCCGGUUGCGUAUGCAUCAACUCGUACAUAAAACAUACAAUAGAUGUCCUGUUUUUCUACCCAGGCGACGCUCAACGCCACAUUACGGCGCCUUCUUCUGAAUUUAUUCAUUUGUUUUAUUAUUAUUACCCUUUUUUUUUUUCUUGUUUCAAAAAUUGAUAACACAGCAUCCAUCCAUAUUACUGCGCCUUUAUUAUAAUUAUUUUUUUAACCGCACACCCACACACCCGUGUCGCUCGUUGAAAUUGUUUGAUAAUAUUAUAUUAUACAGUACCAUUAUCUUUUAUAAUCCGAACAAUAUUAAUAAUUUUAUGAAAUAGUAUCGCGUCAUUUUAGUGAAUUGCAUUUUCUUGUGCAUUUUUUUUUUUUUUUCAUUUUUGUAUUGUGAUUGAGUGAAUGUGUGAAAUUGAACCGCAAGUUGGGCCCGGUAGUCGUCGUCGUUCAAAUUUUGAAUUGUAGAUUAAUUCAAAAUAACAAAAAUUAGAAAAGAAAAGAGAAAAGACGAAAAAAACAAAACAAAACAAAUACAAAAACAAAAUACGAGAAGAUUAAAAGACCUGAACUAAAACGAAACCUUGCCGAGGGUUUAUUAUGUAUUGCUGACUGACUAAUCACUUGUUUGGCAGUAUAUAGUGAUUCACCCCAUUUGUUUCCUUUUGAUUCUUGUUAUCUUAUUGCAUUCUUGACAUUCUUUGGCGUACUUUUCUGCCAGCCACACGACGACACCGAUCAUUCCAAAUAUUUCGUGGGGAUAAAUGCUGUUCACUGUGUUCUGUACUUUUGUUUAUUUGUUUGUUUUUUUUCCCUCCCAGAUUUUCCAUCGUAUAUUUCCCCAUGCGUGCCGUAGUCGUGAAGUGUAUAUGAUACCAGAGAGAUAAAAUUGCGUGUGUAUUUAAGACAAGCAAAUAAGCGUCGCGUGCGUUCCACACCAUUCCACCAUGUUGAUGGCCCCCUUUUUUCUUUCAUGAUGUGGAACUCGACUCUUAUUUCCGAUGGUUUUUUGCUUCUACCCUACAAGUGCUGUCAUCUAAAAUUUUUUUUUAUCUGUGUGAGACUCUUUAUCAUCGUGCCUUGUUUUCUCCAUCUGUCCAUUUUCCUUGUUUUCAUUAUCGACCUACCUAUUUCACCUCAUCGUCUAUUUUCUCUUGUAACUUCUGAUCAAAUUUUUUUUACACACUUUCUCUGUCUCCAGCUAAUGCAGCUCAUCUUACUUUGAUUGUGGUCAAAAUGUGUAGCAUUUUAUUGGGAUCGGCUUGGCUGGCCAGCAAAGUGCUUCUGCUCCAAUGAUUCGUUUCUGUUUGUUAUUUUUUUCCCCCAAAGCAUUCGAGCAUUACAAAGUGUUUGCUCCCAUAAAAA